Messenger RNA from Dipodomys spectabilis (banner-tailed kangaroo rat), 1684 nucleotides. It is a transcript of the gene Fez1, whose product is annotated as fasciculation and elongation protein zeta 1. Bases 144 to 1322 code for a protein of 392 amino acids. Gene Ontology annotation, cellular component: cytoplasm; axon. The transcript is spliced from 10 exons. NCBI's taxonomy places the organism in Eukaryota, Metazoa, Chordata, Mammalia, Rodentia, Heteromyidae. The record is from RefSeq and is a predicted model, not a curated record.
GCGCUCCGGCCCCGCUCGCCCAGGCCCGUGGAUGGGGGUGUCCGGCUGAACCCGGGAUCCGCCUCCGUCCACCAGGACCCGCACAGGUGCAGUCGCCUCCGGGAAACAAAUCCUGAGAAUUGCUGUUGUAUCUCAGUGCCAGGAUGGAGGCCCCACUGGUGAGUCUGGACGAAGAGUUUGAGGACCUGAGGCCCUGCUGCUCCGAGGACCAGGAGGAGACACCCCGAGGUCUCUAUGGCACAUCUCCCCACCAUCUGGAGGACCCCUCCCUCUCUGAGCUUGAGAAUUUUUCUUCUGAAAUCAUCAGCUUUAAGUCCAUGGAGGACCUCGUGAAUGAAUUUGAUGAGAAGCUCAAUGUCUGCUUUCGGAACUACAACGCCAAGACCGAGAACCUGGCGCCUGUGAAGAACCAGUUACAGAUCCAAGAGGAAGAGGAGACCCUACAGGAUGAGGAGGUUUGGGAUGCUCUGACAGACAAUUACAUCCCUUCACUCUCAGAAGACUGGAGGGACCCAAACAUCGAGGCCCUGAAUGGCAACAGCUCUGACACUGAGAUCCACGAGAAAGAGGAGGAAGAGUUCAAUGAAAAGAGUGAAAAUGAUUCUGGCAUCAACGAAGAACCCCUGCUCACAGCAGAUCAGGUGAUUGAGGAGAUUGAGGAAAUGAUGCAGAAUUCCCCAGAUCCUGAGGAGGAAGAGGAAGUUCUGGAAGAGGAUGAUGGAGGAGAAACCUCAUCCCAGGCAGACUCGGUGCUGCUGCAGGAGAUGCAGGCCCUAACACAGACCUUCAACAACAACUGGUCCUACGAAGGGCUGAGGCACAUGUCUGGGUCUGAGCUGGCUGAGCUGCUGGACCAGGUGGAGGGCGCCAUCCGAGACUUCUCAGAGGAGCUGGUGCAGCAGCUAGCCCGCCGGGAUGAGCUGGAGUUUGAGAAGGAAGUGAAGAACUCCUUCAUCACGGUGCUCAUCGAGGUUCAGAACAAGCAGAAGGAGCAGCGUGAACUGAUGAAAAAGAGGCGGAAAGAGAAAGGGCUGAGCCUGCAGAGCGGCCGAAUAGAGAAGGGGAAUCAGAUGCCUCUCAAGCGCUUCAGCAUGGAGGGCAUCUCCAACAUCCUGCAAAGUGGCAUCCGCCAGACUUUUGGCUCCUCAGGAACCGACAAACAGUAUCUGAACACAGUCAUCCCUUAUGAGAAGAAAUCAUCUCCUCCCUCCGUGGAAGACCUGCAGAUGCUGACAAACAUUCUUUUCGCCAUGAAGGAGGAUAAUGAGAAGGUGCCUACUUUGCUAACGGACUACAUUUUAAAAGUGCUCUGUCCUACCUAACUUUGCCUUUGGAGCAGCCUGGCUGCAGGAGGUCACUGAGCAAGAGUCAUUCCAUCACAGGGACUGCAUGACAUCACGUAACCUCCGAUAUGUAUUUAAACAUGUAUAGCUUAACUUGGAUUAAACUCGAGCAAUCGCGGGCGGGGUCCUUUGCUGUCGGCUUCUAGUGCUAGUAAUCAUUGGAUGCAUGAUCAGGGCGCAGGGCCGGUGAUGCUCGCUGCCUCUUCUCCAGCUGUGUCCGGGAAGGCAGGUGUCCUCACCGCUCAUUCUGUAGUCUGGCUCCGGCCCUCAAAAACAAAAACAAAAACCAAAACAGCUUAUACUCUUAAGACUAAUUUUGAAAUAAACCUUCAUUUAAUUAA